GCGUGUGUGCACGUCCUCGCUGAAGAAGUGCCUGCCGCCGAUCUUUCCGACCAAGUCCCUGAUACGGAGAGUGAGACAAAGAUUCUUCUCCAAGGUACUCCUACGUGCCCUAAUGAAGGUACUCAACGUUCUGAUGACGGUAAACCUUGUGCUGAGGCUGCUGCUCCUGGUGUUGGUGGUCCUGCACCUCCUGGUGCUGCUCAAGAGCUUAACACCCACGGUCGUCAUCAGAAUCAAUCUGGAAGUGGUCAACCGCACGGUACUGACGGUGGUGGUGGCCUACCUUCUCAGGCGAGUGAACAGCGUAGUGAAGCUGACGUCACUACUACUAACCGUACUCCUGAAAACGAGAUGGGGGACGGUGGACCUGGUGCAGAGGGUGCUGCAGGGGGAAAAGUGGAUUCUGCAGGAAGUAGUCAAGGAAUUCAACAGCAGCAAGGUGGCCGUGAAGAUCCAAUACAAAGUGAAGAUGCAACUCCUGGGGUGAAAGACAACUCAAUUUCACCACCUUCACCACAGCAACCUCAACAAACUGGUGAUACAUCCAAUGACAGUAGCGCAGUCAACACCAGUGCAGCCAGUGGAGAAGGUACAGGUGCACAAUCAUCUCCUACUUCUGAAUCUUCUCAAACUGAUGGAACUGCGGAAGGUGGUAAUUCUGCAGAGACAUCAACGAAUAACUCAGCGAGUACGAACCCUGAAACUGACAAUACACCCACUAAUGAAGGAUCAACUGCCACCACCACAACAACAACAAUUCCUCCUGAACUCACAAACAACAAGAAGGUUGAUACAGACAGCAGCAGCAGUAUCAGCAGUUCUGUGUGGGUGCGUGUACCACUACUGAUUGUGGUUACACUGGCCUGUAUUCUUGUGUGCUGA
Trypanosoma theileri is the source of this 882-nucleotide messenger RNA. RefSeq lists its product as uncharacterized. NCBI's taxonomy places the organism in Eukaryota, Euglenozoa, Kinetoplastea, Trypanosomatida, Trypanosomatidae. The record is from RefSeq and is a predicted model, not a curated record. The transcript has a single exon. The annotation marks the transcript as partial.